UCUUUUCUGGUUUUAGUCUUCUGCUUCUGUUCCUUCUGCUUUACUUUUGACAAGGUGCAUCGUGUAUAUUUAUUAAAAGAACGACACGUUAUGCAAUAUCUGAUUUUUCAUAAUGUCUUCAUAUAAAACCGAAAGAUAAGCUAAAACUAACAUUAAUAAGGAUGAGAAUAACCGGCUAGUGUGUUAACUCUGAGGGAUUUCUAACAUGAUAUUUGUUUUACACACGGCAAAACUCUGUCGGAAAAUAUCAUGUCCAACUUUGUCGAAAACACUCGCUGUUACCUUUUCUGCUGGGGCAGGGAAACCAGCAGUAAAACCAUCACCAUUGCAAGAACCGCCUUGCCUUAUAGUGUCAAACAAGCAAAGAGCACACACAAUUGUUGCCAAUCCAAAGUUUAUGUUUCCUCCUGACAUAACAGAAAUACCUAGUCCAACUUCCACCGGUGAUUCAAAGCCUCUUCGGAAUAAAAUUACUCAUAUUGUCCAAGAAAUUCCUGUAAAGAAAACAGUGAAAUGGAAAUUUUUUGAAUUCGAUGCAACGAAACUUCAUAAAUAUUGUCUGAUGCUCUCUAAGGCAAGACUUACCUCUCUAGUAGUCAUUACAGCAAUGGGUGGAUAUGCAAUGGCACCUGCUCCUUUUGAUUUAUAUACUUUCAGUAUGUGCUCCCUUGGCACUGGCUUAGUUUCGGCAUCGGCUAAUGCUAUAAAUCAAUUUUGCGAAGUUCCCUUUGACGCUCAAAUGAAUCGUACAAAGAAUCGAGUACUAGUCCGUGGCUUUCUUGCACCAAUGCAUGCUGUUGUGUUUGCGGGAUUAUCUGGCACCUUAGGAUUGGCGCUAUUAUAUUCACAAGUGAACACUUUGACGGCAGCCUUAGGCGCUGCUAAUCUAGUUUUAUAUACCCUUAUUUAUACACCCAUGAAACGAAUCAGUAUUCUUAACACGUGGAUCGGUUCAGUUGUGGGUGCAAUCCCACCCUUGAUGGGUUGGGCCGGCUGCUUCGGAGACAUAUCUUCGCCUGGUGCUUGGAUCAUGUCUGGGAUAUUGUACGCCUGGCAAUUUCCCCAUUUUAAUGCACUUUCAUGGAAUUUACGACCUGACUAUUCUAAAGCCGGAUACAGAAUGAUGGCGGUAUCGAAUCCAGAGCUUUGUCGAAAAACGGCCCUACGAUAUACGGCAGCUUUGAUGGUUCUUUCGUAUCUGGCCCCGAUGUUGGACGUUACGAAUUGGUGGUUUGCUGUGAUAUCUACACCACUCAAUAGUUAUUUCCUCUACUUAGCCUAUCAAUUUCACAAACAAUCGGACAGUGCGACUUCACGUAAAUUAUUUCGUUUUUCGCUCCUACAUCUGCCAGCAUUGAUGAUCCUUAUGCUCGUCUGCAAGAAAUACUGGUUCAUAGAUUUGAAAGGAAACAAGGACAAAGUGUCGAUUAGCGAUGAGAAAAAUCAGGAUAGAAUUGCUACAACUAUGACGCGAUUUUUUUCACCAACGUCUGCUUAAUAAAAUUGUUAAAACAACUAUUGUGGAAUUAUUUCCAGCAUUAAUAGUACACUUGUUACUAUCACGUUAACGCGUUGUACAACUUGUAAAUCUGUAAAAUAAUUGUUAGUGAAAAUAUUUGUAAGAUACGAAGUCUCAUAGAAAUAUAAGAGAUGCGAUAUAUGCGUUUUA
This is a messenger RNA of Belonocnema kinseyi, 1669 nucleotides long. It is a transcript of the gene Cox10, whose product is annotated as protoheme IX farnesyltransferase, mitochondrial. NCBI's taxonomy places the organism in Eukaryota, Metazoa, Arthropoda, Insecta, Hymenoptera, Cynipidae. Gene Ontology annotation, molecular function: protoheme IX farnesyltransferase activity. The record is from RefSeq and is a predicted model, not a curated record. The transcript has 7 exons. Gene Ontology annotation, biological process: heme biosynthetic process. Gene Ontology annotation, cellular component: mitochondrion; membrane. Bases 206 to 1498 code for a protein of 430 amino acids.